AUGGCCGAAGCGAUCGAUCCCGAAGAUAAAGUGUUCACUGAGCCGGCCGAUGUCAGUGACGAAAAGGAAGUCGACCGUUUGAUUAAAUUGACAGUCAAAGAAUUCGGUCGCGUCGACUAUGGAGUCAACUUUGCUGGUGUCGGCGGCAAACAGGGCCCGAUCGAUGGUCUGACUCUUGAUGACUACCAAUUUAUCGAGCGCAUUAAUGCAAAGGCUGUUUGGCUCUGCGAACGUGCACAGGUUUCACAGAUGCUCACUCAAUCACCCCUUCCAUCACACGACGGACGUCCGGGAGCGAAAGGAUCCAUCAUCAACGCCUCGUCGCUCUGCGGCGUGGUCGGCUUUCCCGGCUCGACCAUCUACUGUAUGUCUAAACACGCGGUAAUGGGCCUCGUUAGAGCGGAUGCUGUGACCUGGGCCGCCCAGGGAAUACGCAUCAACGGCGUCUGUCCUGGGUACUUUCUUCUUCGCACUCUCCAGCCAGCCCACGCUGUGAAUGCCAUAGAUUCUUCACUAACCAAAGUCAUUGGGGUCAGUUUUAUCGACACCGCGUUACUCCCGAGCGAUGACCGACCUGGCCUGGUCCGAUUCGUCGAGUCAACGACACCGAUUGGGCGUUUCGGUAGCCCUGAGGAGGUGGCAGACGUGGUCGCUUUCUUAGGUUAG
Molecule: messenger RNA, 666 nt
Organism: Exophiala spinifera
Lineage: Eukaryota; Fungi; Ascomycota; Eurotiomycetes; Chaetothyriales; Herpotrichiellaceae
Exons: 4
Coding region: 1-666 (221 amino acids)
Molecular function (GO): oxidoreductase activity, acting on the CH-OH group of donors, NAD or NADP as acceptor
Source: RefSeq, a predicted model, not a curated record